Diaporthe citri is the source of this 1101-nucleotide messenger RNA. RefSeq lists its product as uncharacterized. NCBI's taxonomy places the organism in Eukaryota, Fungi, Ascomycota, Sordariomycetes, Diaporthales, Diaporthaceae. Bases 1 to 1101 code for a protein of 366 amino acids. The record is from RefSeq and is a predicted model, not a curated record. Gene Ontology annotation, cellular component: RNA polymerase II, holoenzyme. Gene Ontology annotation, molecular function: RNA polymerase II complex binding. Gene Ontology annotation, biological process: mRNA 3'-end processing. The transcript is spliced from 4 exons.
AUGUUCCAUAAGCGGCAUGCAGACCGGACUGUCCAGAUAUGGCUUCAGAAGUUGAAGGAAUCCCCCAGCACCCGACGGCUCAAUCUGAUAUAUCUUGCGAAUGAGGUCACCCAGCAGUCCAAAGCCCGGCACAAGGAUGACUUCCCACUGGCAUUCGCGCCAAUUAUCGCAGAGGCUGCUGCUGUCGCAUAUAAGGGAGCAACCCCUGACGUGCAGAACAAGGUCCGUCGGGUCGUUGAGGUGUGGAGAGAUCGUGGAGUUUUCGAGCUCCCGAUCCAGAGUGCUAUUGAAACUCGCAUCGAUGAACUCGAUAAGGCCAGAGGCGUCGGUAAGACCGGACUGGGCAACUCCAGCAUAGGGGGCCCAGCCGUGCCAUCCGAACUUGCACCACUUGUCACACCAGCACAAAAUGUGUCCAAACUGGCACUUUCCCUGAAGGCAAAGACCACCAAUGCCGAGCAGGAAUACACCAAAAACACAGAUCCAAAGCAGCCAACGCCAUCUGCGCCGGUUUACGCGGCCCGCCUGAACGGCUUGCUGAAAACCCUCGCCACUGCCGAGGGUGCCGUUGCCGAGUGCGUCAAGGCAAGGACGGAGCUCAUCGGAGCCCUCGAGAAGCUGCUCGGUACGAACAAGGCCAGCCUGGAAGCCGAGGAGAAGCAGUUGGCGGAGCUCGCAGAACGGAAGUCAACCAUCGAGCAGAAGAAGGCCGAUGUUGAGAUGGCCAUCAUGCGAGGUCUGGCUGACCAGACACCGGCUAAUCGCGAUGGUCAAUCAGCCAGUCCUGUGCCUGAGCCCGACAGACCCGAGGUUGAGGCGUUGACCCCACCGCCCAUUGAAGACGAUGCCGACAUGUACAACGCCCAGGGGACUGAUUCCUUCGAACCUGUGCCAGCACAGGAACCUGCCAUUACCCAAGCCCAGCAGCCUACGGGUCUUGAAACACUCUCGAGUUUGGCUUCCCAGUAUUCGGCCGUGCCGGUGUCCACAAAUGGAACGAGUGGUGCGAACAAGAGACGCAAGAUUGAUUCUGCAGACGAAAUUCCAGACCUCGGCGAAGACGGCAUAGACCCUAACAUUGACGAGAUGAUCCGUCAGUGA